UCGGGGAACAACAACGAUCCUCCUAGGCAGCAAUUUCGGUCGCCAUCUGUGUGUAGGGGUGCCUCCGCUCGCCCCCAGUGGAUGCAGUCUCUGUUUCCCUUGUCUGCCGGUUCGAGUGCAGGUCGUCGUGUUGGCGAGUGUAGGGAGACGGCGCCUGUCGUUGCUGAUGUUGGUGACGCACGUGACGGAAGGGAGGUGUGGGCAGAACAGCGACGGUUGAUGAGGUCGGUGCGGGAGGAGUCCAUAACUCGGGGGGUGCAGCGAUUGCGUGUUGGGGAAGACGGGCACGACGGCGAGGAAGCAGGGGUGGACGCGCACGACCCCGACUGGAACGACAACGGCGCUGAAGGUUGGGAGGACGACGCAGGCAACAUUUCGUCGUCGAAGCAGGCAGCCGCUAUGGGAGGGAGGGGCGGGAAGACGAAGUCGUGUGGCGGUAAUGGUCGUCGGGGCAAAAGGACGGCUGGCAAGGGCAGCGAUGCCGAAGGUGACGUCGAUGGUGAAGGAGGUCGUCACUUCUGGUCCGUCGACGACAUUAUAGCCCUCAUCCGGGCUAAAUGUGAUCAGGAUGCGCAUUUGCAGGGGAUGGGCCACGCGUACGCUUGGAUGAAGCCGCGAGAAUGGAAGUGGCUGGAUGUGGCGACGAGGUUGAAGAAGGUGGGCGUCGACAAAGAGGCCGAUCGGUGCGGGAAGAAGUGGGACAAUCUGAUGCAGCAGUUCAAGAAGGUUCAUCAUUUCCAAGGACUGUCCAGGAAACAGGGCUUCUUCCAAUUGUCUGGGAAGGACAGGAUGUCGAAGGGCUUCAGUUUCAAUAUGGAUCGUGCGGUUUACGAUGAGAUACUGGGGUCGACCGCCAAGAACCACACCAUAAACCCGAAGAACGUCGCGGACACUGGCGCUCAGGGUGGUGUGCGUCUGCCGUCCGCCUCCAACGCGGAUCCUGAAUCUGUGGGCAACGGGGACGGUGGUGCAGAGCACGAUGACGACGACGACGGGUCCACCAAAGGUUCUUCGCAGACGACGGUGGCGCAGGCGGUUUCGGCAAGAGGAAGAGCACAAGGCAGCAAACAUUUGAGGCAAUGACGGAGUGCAUGGAGAAGCACGGGGCGUUAAUGGCGUCAACGA
Chara braunii is the source of this 1125-nucleotide messenger RNA. NCBI's taxonomy places the organism in Eukaryota, Viridiplantae, Streptophyta, Charophyceae, Charales, Characeae. The record is from the annotation of a GenBank genome assembly.